Aspergillus homomorphus CBS 101889 is the source of this 363-nucleotide messenger RNA. RefSeq names its product fungal specific transcription factor domain-containing protein. The transcript has a single exon. The annotation marks the transcript as partial. Lineage: Eukaryota; Fungi; Ascomycota; Eurotiomycetes; Eurotiales; Aspergillaceae. The record is from RefSeq and is a predicted model, not a curated record.
UUUCCCUUUCCCAUAGGACCAUCGAUCCCCAAAAGUCAGCUUAUAACCCUGCUUCCCCCGGCUGACUAUUGCGAUUACCUGAUCGCCCAGUAUUUCCUCCGUCUCUCGCCCUUGUUUCGCAUUCUUCAUGGGCCAACCUUUCAACGCCAACACAACUCGUUUCAGGAUAGGCCCGAAGAGGUGGAGUUUGCUUGGCUAGCCUUUUUGUUUACUAUUUGCUCACUCACACUAAAUACGAUGGGGAAUGGUGAUCCUACCAUCUCUCAUCUGUGGCCCAGAGUCGGCUAUUCAGAAGGCUUACUGGCGGCGGCCGCGCAAUAUCGCCACUCGUAUAAGAUAUGUCUGUCUCAGGAUCAAUUUCUC